AGGCGCGACACGCAUCUCGAAGGCCGUCUGGCAUCCGUUUGAUGUUUUUCGGGUCUCAAAGCCGGCCGGCGGUCCUCGCAUCAUCGCGGCUAACGCAAAGCCGCGUGCUGCUAAAACGCAGCAAGCGCUCGAGUGAAGUACAUUCGCAAAGGCACGGCGACGUAAACUCAAAAGAAAAGCAACGUGGCGGUGGGGUCCGUUUCGGGGCCUCCCGGAUUAGGAACAGUGAGCGGAUACGUGCCCGGCCGGUAAUGGCUUCCAGAUUUCAAAAUGGAAUGACUCUGCCGUGCGUCGUGCGAGAACACAGCCCAGAGCCUCCCCGAUUUCCUCUGGCCAGCCAGCGAACGCAAGCCGAUCGAGGCGUGACGUACGUGACGUUACGGUUGACUAACUCGGCUUGAUCCUCGUACAUGCGUGUUCGUUCGACUCUGCCGACGUCGCCGUGCUCGAGGCGUAAAUGAAAAGAGAUGCAGAUAAGACAGGAAGAAGCAAUUCGACGGAGGAAGAGCAGAUCGCGCGAAGAGGGCGAAACAACGCGAUGCGAUGCACGACGCGCGCUCCCCUUCGCUCAACAAUAGAGACCCCUCGGUCUCCGUGUCACGCGCAAAAAGUGGAGGUGAAUCCCCUCCCCUGCGCUGUCACAGUCCUCCCAUUGCCGCUACUCGUGGUCUCUGCCCCUUCGGCGCAGAGCGGAGAGAAGAGCGCACACACUGAACGCGGGCCCACCCCCUUCGGGGAAAAAGAGUGGACCUUUUGUUGGAGGGAGAAACUCUCUGACAAUUUUGCAGUGGAAGAAAGGCCUCCUCACUCCUAAAGGGCACAACAAGUCGUGUUGCGGCAACACUCGAGGGGGAAGAUGGCGUGACGCCGUAUCAUGUUGCCGUCUUCCCUCCCAGAUCGCGACGCCCGUAUAAUGGCUGACGCCGAGCGGCCGGACCCCGGCGGCCCUCCGUUGUCACGCGACAGUUUGUCAGCGCCGUCUUCGUCAGCCACGCGGAGAAAUGACUGCAGCGUCGCGCCCCUCACGCCGUCAGCCUCGCCGAGGGCGGAGGUCAGACCACGGAUGGCCUGUCCAUUCUCGGUUGUCGUGGCAAUCGACUUCGGGACGACCUCUAGCGGCUACGCGUUCAGCUUCACCGAGGACUCGGAAGCAAUAAUACACGUCAUGAAGCGCCGGGAGGGCGGCGACCCCGGCGUAGCCGACCAGAAGAGCCCGACGUGUCUGCUGCUGACCCCCGACUUGCGCUUCCACAGUUUCGGCUUCGCGGCGCGGGACUUUUACCACGACCUGGAUCCGGACGAGGCCCGCCACUGGCUCUACUUGGACAAGUUCAAGAUGAAGCUCCACAGCGCUUGUGAUCUCACAAUGGAGACGGAGCUGGAGGCGGUUAACGGUCGGAGGGUGACGGCCGUUGAGGUGUUCGCGCACGCCCUGCGCUUCUUCCGGGAGCACGCCCUCAAGGAGGUGAAGGAGCAGACCUCCUCUGUGCUGGAGCGAGACCAGGUCAGAUGGGUGAUCACCGUUCCUGCCGUGUGGCGACAACCUGCCAAGCAGUUCAUGAGAGAGGCCGCGUACGUGGCGGGCCUGGCGUCCGCCGACCGUCCCGAGCAGCUCCUCAUCGCUCUCGAGCCGGAGGCGGCCUCCGUUUACUGUCGCAAGCUCCGCCUCCACCAGGUGACCGACCUGAGCCUGCGGCCGAUCGCAAACGGCACGGAUGCCGACGGAUCGCUGCCUUUUGACUCCAGCUUCAGACAAGCCAGGGAGCAGUUGAGGCGAUCCAGACACAGCCGGACCUUCGUAGUCCAGAGCGGAACAGGAGAGCUGUGGUCCGAGCUGCUGACCGGUGACAAGUACGUUGUGGCGGACUGCGGAGGAGGAACAGUGGAUCUGACGGUGCAUCAAAUCGAGCAGCCGCAGGGGACGCUUAAAGAACUGUACAAGGCCUCAGGCGGUCCGUACGGCGCCGUCGGCGUGGACCUGGCCUUCGAGUCCAUGCUCAGCCAGAUCUUCGGGGACGACUUCAUCCGGAGCUUCAAAGUCAAGCGGCCGGCCGCCUGGGUGGACCUCACCAUUGCGUUCGAGGCCAGGAAGCGGACGGUGGCGCCGGGCAGGGCCAACGCCCUCAACAUCUCCCUGCCCUUCUCUUUCAUCGACUACUACAAACGACACAGGGGGCAGAGCGUGGAGGCCGCCCUGAGGAGAAGCAAUAUGAACAUCGUCAAGUGGUCGUCGCAGGGCAUGCUGCGACUUACCCAGGAGGCCAUGAACGAACUCUUCCAGCCCACCGUCGCCAAUAUUGUGCGACACAUCGAGGAGCUGAUGUCCAAGCCAGAGGUGCGCGGCGUGCGUUUCCUCUUCCUGGUGGGCGGGUUUGCCGAGUCGCCCGUGCUGCAGAAAGCUGUCGACAAAGCACUGGGACGCACGUGCCGCGUCGUCAUCCCGCAUAACGUUGGUCUGACCAUCCUGAAGGGGGCGGUGCUGUUCGGGCUGGACCCCACUGUGGUGCGAGUGCGCCGAUGCCCGCUGACGUACGGCGUGGGCGUCUUGAACCGCUUCGUGAAGGGGCGCCACCCUCAAGACAAGCUCCUCAUCAAGGACGACCGGCAGUGGUGCACCGACAUCCUGGACCGCUUCGUGUCCGUGGACCAAUCGGUGGCUCUGGGCGAGGUGGUGAGGCGGAGCUACACGCCCGCUCGCCCGUGCCAAAGGAAGAUCAUCAUCAACAUCUACUGCAGCGCCACGGACGACGUCACGUACAUUUCGGACCCCGGGGUCAGGAAAUGCGGAACGGUGACGUUAGAACUGCCGGAGCCGUUAGCGGCGCCCGCGGCGGGGGGCUCGGCGAGGAGGGAGAUCAGGGCCACCAUGCAGUUCGGGGAUACGGAAAUCAAAGUUACGGCCGUCGAUGUCAUGUCCAAACGCUCCGUCAGGGCUUCUAUUGACUUCCUGUCAAACUGAUAUUCAAAUAGAAUGCAGUAAUGCUAGUUUGGAGAGCAGCGGUGUCCCCAAGUCCAGCCCCCUGUCCAUUUUUGAAAAUUCAGAGAUUUGGUUCUCAAUACAUUAUUCACGUUUGAAGAUAAUUGCUGAAAACGUGCUUAGACUGAGAACUAUGUAGUGGAGAUGAAACCAUUUCAGUAGUCCUGAUUUUUGGGAGGCUGCCUGACGCACGUUGAAGUCUGGCACGAGUCGCUCCUCCUCAACUUGAGGGCCUUCGUUCGCAUCAGCCAUCUAAUCUAGCGAUGCGUGCGCCCCGAAAACGCACGUUCCCCUCAGGGAGCCUGGCCACUUUAGAGUGCCUCGUUGUCGUGUGUAAUCGCCCGGUCAGAAAUGUUCUCAAGUCCGACUUGACGGGCAGCGUGUGGUCCAAUUCUUGAACAUGUCACACUCAACGCUUCGGACACUCUCGUUGUAGGGUAACAACCCAAGUAUAGUACCUGAAGUGAGAAUAUACCAUUACCUCAUUUUAAUCCACCGUACUUCCUAGCGCAGUCCAACAUGGCUGUCCUCCACCAAUGAACUCAGAAUGCAUGGUCCAGGAAUUGUGUUUUGACCCUGCAGUUUUGGUGAAAAGACCGAUUAACGUUCCCCGUUUAAAUGACCGGCAUAUGACGGGUUUGUUAUUUUUCCACAAUGCCGCCACAUUUGGGGUUGCCGUGUCCACUCCGGGUGUUAAAAGUAACACACGCAAGCCCUCGCUAAGUUGAUUUCAGAGGUGCAUUUAUUGUUAAGAAUGGCCCAAUAAAUACAUGCACACGGUGCAGAUCCUUUCA
Messenger RNA from Phycodurus eques (leafy seadragon), 3771 nucleotides. RefSeq names its product heat shock protein 12B (gene hspa12b). NCBI's taxonomy places the organism in Eukaryota, Metazoa, Chordata, Actinopteri, Syngnathiformes, Syngnathidae. The record is from RefSeq and is a predicted model, not a curated record. The transcript is spliced from 14 exons. Bases 875 to 2959 code for a protein of 694 amino acids.